GCUUAUUUUAAACUUUUAUAACAGUAAUAUUGAAGGAGCCAAGAAUUGAUAAAAAUGUUCAACAUAGAGUUAGGUCAUUGGAAUUACCUUAGCAGAUUAUUAAUUAUACUUCGAAGAAAAGCAAUUAAAAAUGUACCAGGAAAGUGUGUGGCACAGAGGCAGCGAAAAUGCAGUAAUGCGAGUGAUAAAUUGUUAAAUGCUUCAGAAGGCGAUACGCCCGCACCCAACUACGACCACACCGUCCUUGUCUUAGCUGCUACUCUUACAUUGCAAAGAGAUCUUCGUCUUUGCUAUAGUUACAAUUGUGGUAUGUGUGAUACGAGGGGUCAUUCGUCAAAUACGGAUCAUUUGUCAAAUGCGCUUCCUGAAAACCAAAUCGAUGUGAUUAUUUUAGGACAUCCAUCCUUCCUCCAACACCCGCCGCAAUCAAUUUAG
Loa loa (African eye worm) is the source of this 435-nucleotide messenger RNA. RefSeq lists its product as hypothetical. The record is from RefSeq and is a predicted model, not a curated record. The coding region runs from base 55 to 435 and encodes 126 amino acids. The transcript has a single exon. Lineage: Eukaryota; Metazoa; Nematoda; Chromadorea; Rhabditida; Onchocercidae.